Messenger RNA from Penicillium arizonense, 1077 nucleotides. Its product is annotated as zinc-dependent alcohol dehydrogenase. NCBI's taxonomy places the organism in Eukaryota, Fungi, Ascomycota, Eurotiomycetes, Eurotiales, Aspergillaceae. The coding region runs from base 1 to 1077 and encodes 358 amino acids. The transcript has 4 exons. The record is from RefSeq and is a predicted model, not a curated record. Gene Ontology annotation, molecular function: oxidoreductase activity; zinc ion binding.
AUGUCGAUACAUAAAGCGGUUGUGUAUGAUAAGCCUGGUGAGAUUUCUACUCGCAUUAUUGAGGUGGAAACUCCUAAACCAGGACCAGGUGAGAUACUGGUGAACAUUACGCACUCCGGCAUCUGCCAUUCUGAUCUGAGUCUCAUGACCAACACUUGGAAGUUCCUACCUGAGCCCGUGAAAGCCGGACAGAUUGGAGGUCAUGAAGGGGUCGGUGUUGUCACUCAAUUGGGUCCAUCAUGUGAGAAUUCAGAUGUUAAAGUUGGUGACCGCGUCGGCAUCAAAUGGAUUGCCUCAGCCUGCGGUAACUGCGCCCCUUGUUUGUCAGGCGCCGACGGAAUCUGCCCAAAGGCAGAGAUAUCUGGUUUCACUUGCCCAGGCACAUUUCAGGAAUACGUUUUGGCGCCAGCUCACUAUGUUACUCCAAUUCCCAACGGAAUGGCAAGUGAGGUUGCUGCACCCCUGUUAUGUGGUGGAGUUACAGUCUACUCUGCCCUUAAGAAGAGCAAAGCACAGCCAGGAGAUUGGGUUGUCAUUGCUGGUGCUGGGGGCGGACUUGGUCAUUUGGGAAUUCAGCUCGGUAGCAGAGGAAUGGGAUUCAGAAUGAUUGGAUUGGAUGUGCCAUCGAAGGCAGAAUUUGUGAAGAGCUGUGGUGCAGAAGUGUUCAUUGAUAUUACGAAAUAUUCUGCCGAUCAUGGAGGCAAAGGCAUCGCUAAAGAGAUCCAGACUGUUACUGGUGGUGAUGGUGCAACGGCUGUAGUCGUCUGCAGCGCCAGUAAUGCUGCAUACGCGCAGGCAAUGGAUUAUCUCAAGUUCAAUGGAACUUUGGUCUGCGUCGGUGUCCCUGGAGAGGCAAAGCCGAUCGAAGGUGUCUGUCCUCACUUGAUGGUCGCCAAGCAGCUGAAUGUUGCUGGUAGCACAGUUGGCAAUCGCAGAGAUGCAAUUGAGACACUGGCUAUGGCACAAAGAAUCGUCGCAACGCCCUUCUCCAUCGGGAAGGACGUGACUGGAUGUAUCAAAACUCUCAGCAUGAUCCCCAUGUCCUCUUUGGCCACGCGGGAUCGGCUAUCUGGUUAG